AUAUAUACACGCAAUAAUGAUUAUACACUAUACAACAAAUAUAUUAAUUAACUUUCUUGCCAUUUUCUUUGUGAAUUUUCAAAUCGUCCAUGGAAAUUCCUUUCUCUCUUCCAGUAGAUGAAGAAUACAAAGCUACUAAAUUUCGGCCACUCUCAUUAUCAUCACCUCACAUGCUUGCUUUUCACCUAUCAUGGUUAUCUCUCUUCUCCUGCUUCUUAUCCACCUUUUCUAUCCCUCCUCUUUUGCCUGUAAUCCGCGACAACCUUAACCUUACGGACGCUGACAUAGACAACGCAGGCAUUGCCUCGUUUGUUGGCUCCAUCUUCUCUCGUCUUGCCAUGGGGCCUGUCUGCGAUGUCAUGGGUCCUCGUAUUGCCUCUGCUACUCUCUCUCUCAUUACUGCUCCUAUUAUCGUGUCUACUUGUUUUGUUACUUCUCCUGCUUAUUUUAUCCCCGUUCGUUUUCUUGUUGGAAUCUCUUUAGCUAACUUUGUAGCUAACCAGUUCUGGAUGAGCUGCAUGUUCUCUGGAUGUGUGGUCGGGCUCGCCAAUGGUGUCUCCGCUGGCUGGGCUAACAUGGGAACCGGCGCGGCACAGUUAGUUAUGCCACUGAUUUACUCUUUUAUAAUGAAUUCAUUACAUGUACCUUCCUUCACUGCUUGGCGAGUCUCGCUUCUUGUCCCGGGAAUUUUUCAAGCUCUAACAGCUAUAAUGGUCCUGGCCUAUGGCCAAGACCUCCCUUCUGGGGACUAUAAAUACUCAGAGAGAGCUGGGAAACAGCAGAAACAAAACUUUCCUGAGGUUCUUUUUAAUGGGUUAAAGAAUUACAGAGGUUGGAUUCUGGGAUUAACAUAUGGGUUUAGCUUUGGUUCAGAAUUGACAACUGAUAACAUUAUUGCACAGUACUUCUACGACAGAUUUGGAGUGAAUCUUCAGGCUGCAGGGAUGAUUGCCGCAAGUUUUGGAUUGGCCAACUUCUUUUCCAGGCCUAUGGGAGGGGUUUUAUCCGAUAAGAUGGGGAAGAGAUUUGGGAUUAGAGGGAGGCUGUGGGGGCUGUGGAUGGUGCAGACCACUUCUGGGUUACUUUGUUUUUUACUUGGGCAAGUGAGUUAUCUUUGGAAUUCUGUUGCUGUGAUGUGUUUGUUCUCUGUGUUUGUUCAAGCUGCUUCUGGCCUCACGUUUGGUGUGGUUCCUUUCGUUUCCAAAAGGUCGUUAGGAGUGAUAUCAGGAAUGACAGGGAGUGGAGGAACUGUGGGGGCAGCAGUGACCCAAUUGUUACUGUUUUCAGGCUCUAGAUUCUCAAAGCAAACAAGUAUUUCUCUAAUGGGCCUUAUGAUAAUUAUUUUCACUCUCCCCGUCACCUUCAUCUACUUCCCUCAAUCGGGUAGCAUGUUCUGUGGCCCUUCUAGCAACAUUAAUUCAGCUGGUGAAGAUGCUGAAGAUUAUCACUUGCUUGUAUAAGACACAAGAAAUGGAGUCCGGGCGCAUGAACACCCGGCUUACAUUUGUUUAAUUGUUACUCAAGAACUCAAAGAAAGAAUGUCCAACAAUAUGUAGCUUUAUAGAGGAAAUAAAUGGAAAUUUAGGUAUAAAUUGCAAUA
Hevea brasiliensis (rubber tree) is the source of this 1600-nucleotide messenger RNA. Its product is annotated as high affinity nitrate transporter 2.7. The record is from RefSeq and is a predicted model, not a curated record. Lineage: Eukaryota; Viridiplantae; Streptophyta; Magnoliopsida; Malpighiales; Euphorbiaceae. Gene Ontology annotation, molecular function: nitrate transmembrane transporter activity. Gene Ontology annotation, biological process: transmembrane transport. The transcript is spliced from 2 exons. Bases 90 to 1460 code for a protein of 456 amino acids.